AUGGGCCGCCUCCUUCCAGGCAUCACGGCCUAUAACUGGGCGCUCGUGAUGCUCCUUGCUACUGGUCCUAUGGCAUGUGGUUAUUCCAUGUCCUGUCUCAGCGGCGCGAUCGGGCAACAUGGCUUCUAUGUGGCCAUGGGCUACACCGACGACCCCAGUGACGCUGGUUAUAAGCGCACCUCACAUUUCCUCAGCGCCGCCUCCGGUACAUUUAUCGGAGGAGCCUCUAUCGGGGCUGUCAUGGCUGCUUGGGCUGCAGAUGCUCUGGGCCGCAAGCUCAGUUUACAACUGACUACGCUGAUCUACAUGCUCGGUGGUUCCCUUCAGAGUGGUGCAGUUAACCCGGCCAUGUUUCUUGCGGCGCGAGUCUUGUCUGGCAUUGGCAUGGGCUCCCUGCUCGCUGUGGCGCCGAUGUACCAGGCUGAAGUCUCGCCUCCAGAAUCACGCGGGUUCAUGGUCGCCAUGACUGGUUUCAUGUUUGCUAUCGGCAACUCACUCUCUUGCUGGAUCAACGUGGGCACGUAUUUCAAAGGUGUCAAUGACCCUGAAUCCGGGUUUGCCUGGCGUUUCCCCCUGGCAGUCCAGGUAUUGCCCACCUUGAUCCUAUUGCCCGGAUCUCCUAUCCUACCGGCAUCUCCCCGAUGGCUCAUUAUGAAAGAGCGCCGCGAAGAAGCAGAGACUGUCAUCCGCAUACUCCACGGACACUUGGGAGAUCAAGCUGGGGAGUACGCAAAGCGCGAAUUCAAUCAGAUGUCCAGACAGAUCGCGUUCGACUCGAGUGUUUCGGAACGGAUUGGAUCCUUUCCUAUUAUCAGGACAGCCUCCAACCGAAAACGGGUCUUCUUGGCCUUCAACCUGCUUUGGGGCACUCAAUUCCUGGGGUUGACCACCGUGGGCAUCUAUGGAGUUUUGGUGUACCAACAGCUGGGCAUGACGGGCCCCAUGCCACUGAUUCUCCAGGCCAUCUGGGUCAGUAUUACAAUGCCAGGAAACUUCAUCAAUGCCGCCCUCGUCGACCGAGUUGGCCGUCGUCCUCUACUCCUGAUCGGCACCUGCGGGAUCCUGAUGUGUGUGAUCCUGAACUGCAUUCUCCAAAGCCUGUAUCUCGAGCGGAACUUUCGACCAGGACUCAAGGCCUCCAUAUUCCUGACGUAUUUGAUGAUCUGCUUCUGGUGCACGUGCAUCGACGCCACUCAAUUCGUCUACAUCUCUGAGAUAUUCCCCAGCUAUAUCCGCGCGCAGGGGCAGGCGGUUGGCACAUUGGGAUUGACACUGUCUAAUGUGAUCCUGCUGGUUGCCGCGCCAAUCGCCUUGGAUGUCAUCCACUGGAAGUUCUACUUCGUCAAUAUAUCCUGGACCGUCGUGUUUAUCCUCACCAUUUUCUUUCUCUACCCGGAGACCAGUGGCAAGUCGAUCGAGGACCUCAGCGCCACCUUCGGAGACACCGUAGUUGUCAGCUUCGAAGACGCAGUGUCAGAUGACAACGAGGUUGUCCAAAGAGAUGAAAAGGUUGCUUUAAACGAUACAUAUCAGGAGAUUGAGGUUUUCAAGUGA
Messenger RNA from Fonsecaea erecta, 1554 nucleotides. RefSeq lists its product as hypothetical. The record is from RefSeq and is a predicted model, not a curated record. Lineage: Eukaryota; Fungi; Ascomycota; Eurotiomycetes; Chaetothyriales; Herpotrichiellaceae. Gene Ontology annotation, molecular function: carbohydrate:proton symporter activity. The coding region runs from base 1 to 1554 and encodes 517 amino acids. Gene Ontology annotation, biological process: carbohydrate transport; transmembrane transport. The transcript has a single exon. Gene Ontology annotation, cellular component: membrane.